UUCAUGACUAACAACACGGCUACCCAGUCAGGAGCAGACAUCUACGGAGGUCUAUUGGACAGGUGUACAAUUAAUCAAAAUGCUGAAUAUGAGAUUUCUUCAAAUGGAUCUACAUUAGACUACAUAAAUAACACCAUAAAAUCCUCCACCGAAUUAUCAAUCUCCUCUGGGACUGUUCAGGUGAUGUUUUGUAACUAUUCACAAAAUGACUAUGUUUCUCCAAGAAAGGGACACACAUUUAAAAUCAGUGUUAUGGCUGUUGACCAAGUUGGAAAUCCAAUGAAUGCUACAAUUCGCAGUUCUGUUAUCACUAAGAGUAGAGUUGGUCGCCUCAAAGAAGGACAGGCAGAACAAAAUGUUAGCAAUCAGUGCACAGAAUUAGAGUACAAUGUAUUCUCACAAGAUAGCUUUGCUCAAGUUGAACUCUAUGCUGAGGGUCCAUGCAUCAAUUUGGGAAUUUCAAGACAACUCCUCAAUAUUUCUUUUCAAUCCUGCAUAUGCCCUAUUGGACUCAAACCAAUUCAGUCCGAUACUGAGUGCAAGUGUGACUGUGAUCCAGACUUGCUACAAUAUCAGAUAACAAACUGUUCUGAGGAAAAUGAAACCAUAAAGCUGGAAAGUAAUAACAACAUAUGGAUAGAAGUCAUAAAUACUACCAACGAAACAGGGUAUGUUGUUAGUAACUGUGUAUUUGACUAUUGCGUAAAAAGGCCAGUUAACAUCAGUCUAAGCAACCCUGACGAACAGUGUGCCUAUACAAUCGAAGUGGUGUCUUGUGUGGAGAAUGUGAACCAGGGCUCAGUCUUGUAUUGGCUACGUCAAAAUGUAAAGAAUGCUCUAAUUUUUACCUUUUUUUGCUAAUUCUAUUUGCGCUGGCUGGCAUAUUGCUAGUUGCUUUAAUUCUCGUGCUCAACAUCACUAUAGCAACUGGAAAUAUUCAUGGUCUCAUUUUUUACGCCAAUAUACUAGCAGCUAAUAGAGCGAUUUUCUUACCUAAUUUAAAUAACUUUUUAACAGUUUUUGUAUCCUGGGUGAAUCUUGACUUGGGUAUAGAGACAUGCUUUUACGAUGGAAUGAACUCUCAAGCAAAAGUGCUCCUUCAACUUGUCUUCCCAGCUUACUUGUUUCUUCUAAUGUUUCUUGUUAUAAUUUUGAGCAACUAUUUUGACUCGUUUGCAAAGCUCCUCUCCAACAGGAACCCAGUUGCUGCCUUAGGCACACUCGUCCUACUCUCUUAUUCUAAAUUCUUACGGUUUAUCAUUGCUGCACUACAAAACAGAGUCUUGGAUUAUCCCGACGGUUCAACCAACAUUGUUUGGUUGUUUGACGGCAAUGUGCCAUACUUCACUCCCAAUCACAUUCCUCAGUUUUUUGCUGCUGCCAUUAUCCUCAUUGCUGGUGGAUUGUUCACUGUACUACUCUUCUUUGGACAAUGGCUUCCGCACUGUUCAAAAGUUAUGAAAUGGACUAAGAACACAAAAUACAUUGGCUUCAUGGAUGCAUACCAUGCUCCAUUCACUCCCAAGCAUCGCUACUGGGUAGGACUGCUCCUCUUCGCUCUGAUUGCUCAUAAUCUAGUAGUUGCAAUGGCUCCAGACACUUCUCUCCCUGUGCUAUCAUCUGGGUGUAUUGCAUUCGGACUGAUAUCAUUGAAAAACCGAGUGUAUAAAAUACAACUUAGUGAAUAUCUAGAAGCAUUGUUUCUACUUAACCUCGGCAUUCUAUCUAUUGGCACCUCCUAUGUUGUUGAAACACACCAACAACAAGAAACACUGGCUUUUGUUUCAAUGUCUAUAGCUUUCAUACUCUUUGUGAUAAUAAUCAGCUACCAUUUCCACCACUUCAUACUGAAGAAGACCAAAAUAUGGCUCAAGAUAAAGGAAGUUGUUAAUGAUAUCAAAAGGAACUUAUAUGCUGGUGCUGCAGACAUUAGACUCCAACGAGCUAACAAUGCCCGGGAAAUGUAUCAGCAGGUAGCCGAUGAAAAUGAUGACGAUGAAUUACUCGAAGCAGUAGACGACUAUGAACAAAGAGACGCCUUGAACCCACCUUACACUGAUGGAGCCGUGGAAGAAGCUGACCCUGAUCGUUACAUCACUCCUCCCAUCAUCAGACCAGCUGAGACUAUCCUACAUGGAUGAACUAGCCCCCCUCGCCGCAGAGGACUACAGACCAGCCCCUCCCCCUCAAAGAAUCAACCAUCGUCCGGUUGUUACACACACAGAAAUCGGUCCGAUACACAAUGAAGUGUGAACUGUCUUAUUUAGCUGAGGUACCUUUAUAACAUGUACAACUUAAAAUAAUAU
This is a messenger RNA of Halichondria panicea, 2306 nucleotides long. RefSeq lists its product as uncharacterized. Lineage: Eukaryota; Metazoa; Porifera; Demospongiae; Suberitida; Halichondriidae. The coding region runs from base 1074 to 2141 and encodes 355 amino acids. The transcript has a single exon. The record is from RefSeq and is a predicted model, not a curated record.